Humulus lupulus (European hop) is the source of this 1806-nucleotide messenger RNA. RefSeq lists its product as uncharacterized. Lineage: Eukaryota; Viridiplantae; Streptophyta; Magnoliopsida; Rosales; Cannabaceae. The record is from RefSeq and is a predicted model, not a curated record. The transcript is spliced from 3 exons. The coding region runs from base 1 to 1806 and encodes 601 amino acids.
AUGGAGUACGCAGCCUACAACAUUUCCCAACUUGCUCAUCCCCUUCUCAAACCUUCAGGGGCUUGCAUUGUGUUUGUUUCUUCUGCGGCUGGACUUUUAGCAGUAAAUGUUGAUUCACUUAAGAAAAUAGAAAAAACGGUGAGAACUCGUGGUGCCUCCUCCAAGAAGAUCCCUGUUUCUCAAUCCCGAAAGGUGCCAUCUCCUUUGCCUCCUCCGUCUGUGUCAACGGCGCCUCUUUCUGUUCCAACAGCUCCCACAUCUGUUGGAAAGUUCUGCAAAUCCAAGGCUCGCAAAAAGGUGUUUUCGCUCUCUCAUGAACAUCCUAUGGUGUUUCCAGAUAUCUCUGCUGACAUUGUUGCACCACCAUCUGAAGUGGUGGUGCCCUCUCGAGCCAAGGACCAUUCUCCUCUUCCGUUUGAUUCGUCUUUGGAGGCUAGGGCAAAAUCGAAAUCUGUUUCCUCCUCUUCCAAAGCUGCUGCUGCUGGGUUGCUCAAAUUGCCCUUGAAGCCGAGUCAGUCCAAGAAAAAUUCUGUGUCUCCCAAAAGGAAAUUGGGGUUGGACGCGUCUCCUUCUCCCUUGUCCGCUGCCAAGAAAAAAUUGAAGGCUCAUCCCCCUUCACUUCCUCCUCCGAAUCUGAUCCUGAGGGAGAUAAAAUCAGAGGCUGAGUCUGAUGAGCCAGAAAAAGAAGACACUAUCCCCUCUGAACAAGAAGCCGAAUCUGACUCAGACCACAUUGCAUCUCCUUUGCCAUCCAAAGCUAAAGGGAAGAAACCUAUUUCUGGUUCUACACCUUCACCAAAACAUUCAGGUGUAAAUUUCAAACCUUAUUCUUCCAUUUUUUUCUAUAAUGAUAAUGCACGUGAUAUGGUUCUAUAUGCUCAACGAAAAUUUAUCAUUGAAACAAAUUAUGUCUUGAGUGAUCAUCGUCCUUUUGGUGUGCUAACAAUGCUUCAAGAUCGACAAUGGACAGGUUCUUUGGUUAAAUUUUCUGGUUUUGUGGAUAGAAUAGUCAAGGAAUUCUAUGCCAAUCUUACUAAUGAAAUUAUUGAACCUUCAUCUCCUCUGUAUAAUAAAGUGUUUGUUAGGGGCCAUUGGUUCUCUUUUUCUCCUCAAGACAUUGCUCUUGCUUUGCAUCUUCCCCUUGAUGUCGAGGAUGAUGUUGAUGGUGCUUCUCUUGACAAGGACAUGGUUAUCACUGAGUUGGUUGGUCAAAAAAUGGUAUGGCCAUCUAAUACAGUCAUCUCAGUUUCAAACCUCACCUACACUUAUGCUGUUCUUCAUAAGUUUGCCACAACAAAUUGGAAGCCCACUUCUCACACCGCCACUAUUUCUUUUGAUAUGGCUUCAUUUUUGUACAAAGUGGGGACCGGUCUUGGUAUAAAUUUGGCUUUGGUUAUUCAUGAUCAAAUCAUUGGGUUUUGCAAAGGUAACAGGAAAAACUUGAAUAUUCCUUUCCCUCAUGUUAUUUAUAAAGUGUUGAGUAUGCAGAAAAAAGAUCUCCAACGAGAUCAAGAAGACUUGGUGGCACCCACUACUGCCGCUUCCUACAAGGCCUCUGCCCCUCCUACUGAAGCCACUGCUGCUCCGUCCUCCAAGAAAGUCAAGCCCCGAUCUCUGAAGAUCGCCUCGGAUGACAUCCCUCAUGCCUCCUCCUCUGUUGCCACAGAUUCAGGACUUGUUGCAACCGAAAUAGCUGCUGUUCGAGCCUCUGUUGAUUCUUUGACUGCUCGAGUGAUGUCAAUUGAAGGACUGCAACGUUCUGUGUUGGAGGCUGUUCAAUCUCUGUCCAAAGCUCCAAUUGUUUAG